UUCCUUAUUGUCCAAUGGGAGAGCACGUUAUUUUGUUGUCAAACGUGCGCUGACAACUGAACGGAACUAUCCACAGAGGCUAUCCACUAGACAGCCACAUAACGAGAUGGAGGUGGAGCAACUCCUGUCUCUGUCGGGCCCUGCCCUGGCCCAGGCUGUCAGCUCUCUGUUGGAGACCCCAGGCCUCUACGUCUUCUCUGACAUCCUCGAGCUGCCUAACGUCAAGGAGCUGGAGAACGGCCCUCAUGCUCCAGUGUACCAGCUCCUCAACCUCUUUGCCUAUGGGACCUACUGCGACUACAAAGAGCGGGCCGCAUCUCUUCCCGAGCUGACACCAGCGCAGAAGAACAAACUCCGCCACCUGUCCAUAAUGAGCCUGGCGUCCAACCUCAAGUGCCUGCCCUACUCGUUGCUGCUGCAGCAGCUGGAGCUGAAGAACGUGCGUGAGCUGGAGGACCUGCUGAUCGACGCUGUGUACUGCGACAUCAUCCAGGGCAAGCUGGACCAGAGGAACCAGCAGGUGGAGGUGGACUGCAGCGUGGGUCGGGACCUCGGCCCCAACGAGCUCCCCAACAUCGUCAACACACUGCAGGAGUGGUGUACAGGCUGUGAAGCCGUGCUGUGUGGAAUAGAGGAGCAGGUGACCAGAGCCAACCAGUACAGAGAGAGCCAGCUCAAGGUCAAAGUUCAGGUGGAAACCGAGGUUUCCAAUUUACAGAAAACAUUAAAGGCUAGCUCAGCCUCACCAUCCUCUGGCCCCGCCCCUGCUGGCGCUGCGUCCAAUCAGGACGCAGACCAGCCAGCAGAGCCAAGAGACCCCGCAUCCUCUCAGGAACCACGACAGCCGGGCAAAAAAAGUUCAAAGGUUAAAGGUUCUCAUUAACCGUGGCACGACUGUUUACAACCGAGACAGUCGAGCUGCAACCAAACUGCAUCUCCAUAAUGGGAGUUUGAAACACAGUGAAUUAAGGGCUUUUAGUGGAAUAUUCUUUCUGAGAGCACUGUCAAUUCAACUGGGAGUCGGUUUGUUUCCAUAUUUUCAAUAAACAUUAAAAAGCCAGCUGCCAGUGUAAGUGGUGUGUGUGUUUGUUUGAGUGAGUGUGCGUGCGUCUGCAUAGAGCAGCUUCAUUAUCAGAUACGAUGCGUUUUCAAACCGUAUUAUAACCCUAGUAUCACAGACCCUCUUCUUCUGUUUUGUCUCCAUCCGGCCCAAUUACUAUGCACUAACGUUGCAUGGAUCCGGAGUUUGGAAAUGUCACUGGAUAUACAGGACACCCCUGGCUGGCUCCGCACCCCCCAGUGUUCACAUGGAGAUGUUUUUGGUUUUAUCGACUCUUACUAAAGGGAUUAUUUUAUGAGGCAUCAUUUAGACGCAUCUUUUCUACAUUAAAAGGCGCCUGAUAACGUUCAGUAAGCACUCUUAUUUCUUAAAAGAAAUUCCCAAACCCUUGAGAUAACCCUUGCAAUGUGAAGCAAUGGUUUAUUUAAUUGUUACGAUUAAGGUGAUAAUACGUUCUAAAAUGCAUUAUUAAUGCCGGUAGACCCUAAUUAAGCCACAUUAGCGGUUCUUCCUCAUGAUCGGAAGUGCUGUGGUAGCGACACCCAGCCAAUCACCUAUCUACAACUCCUUCAUCCUGGCCCCCCGCAGCCAUGCCCUUUAACGCAGGACUAUUUUAAGAGGAACUGUGAGCCCAUGGGGGUUGAGGUUUAAUGAACUAGAUAUUUGUGGCAUGUUGGUGUUUAAAACAAUAAUGAUAGGCAUGCACAGGGUAUUCUUCUGGUUAGGGUGUUUUGAUGCCCAGCUGAAAGGUUGUGAGUUCAAACCCCAAUGACUGGGUUAGGGUGUUUGACUCCCAGCUGAAAGGUUGUGAGUUCAAACCCCAAUGUCUGGGCUAGUUUGACUCCCAGCUGAAAGGCUGUGUUCGAUCCCUUCAGCACCCUUGAGGCAUAACUGAGCAAGAUGCCCUAACACCCUACCUGCUCCUUUUAAUGCCCUGCUUAAGAAAAAAGUCAGUCAGCAUAGAGCCUCCGCUUGAUGCCUAACCAGCAAAUAGUACACAGGUGUAUUAAACACUGUAUACUAACAAAGGCUUGUGUGUGGGUC
Gadus chalcogrammus (walleye pollock) is the source of this 2104-nucleotide messenger RNA. RefSeq names its product COP9 constitutive photomorphogenic homolog subunit 7A (gene cops7a). Gene Ontology annotation, cellular component: COP9 signalosome. The coding region runs from base 107 to 883 and encodes 258 amino acids. NCBI's taxonomy places the organism in Eukaryota, Metazoa, Chordata, Actinopteri, Gadiformes, Gadidae. Gene Ontology annotation, biological process: COP9 signalosome assembly. The record is from RefSeq and is a predicted model, not a curated record. The transcript is spliced from 8 exons.